AAUUGCGCUGAACUGUACGUGGCUGGCCAAAACAUCAGCGGUAUCUACAAAAUUGACUCUGAUGGUUUAGGUGUCUUUGAUGUGUAUUGUAACCAGACUGCGGCUGCUGGAGGAUGGACAGUGAUCCAAAGAAGACUGGACGGCUCUGUCAAUUUUCAUCGUAGCUGGUGUGACUAUAAGCAAGGUUUCGGUGAUUUGAGUGGCGAGUUUUGGCUAGGACUGGACAAAAUAAACCGUCUUACUAGGAACACAACGAACCGGCUUCGAGUAGAUCUGGAGUAUAAUCUCAAUAGCAUUAUUCAUCGUUCUCACGCCGAGUACGACUUGUUUUGCGUUAAAUCGGAAUUGGAAAAUUAUGCUUUGAUUAUUGGAGGGAUGCCCGAAUGUAAGUUAUUCGUUAGUUCAUAAUUACUAUGAUUAAUAGAAAACGAAAUAUCUGAGACAAUUCAUUAGCUUGAUGUUUUGCAUUGAAAAAUAUCCUCGACGAAUUUUUAUCGGAGUGUUACGCCACAGAAAUGAGGAAAUAUUUCAAAGUAGUCUGGCACUUAGGGUUACUUUCAACAUAAUCUGAUCGAAAUUUUCAACUCCUUUUUUUUGUUUCUGUUUUUGUUUUGUUUUGUUCGUUUCUUCGUUUUUUUCAGGUUUUCUCUAUUGUUAUAGAAAGUAUCUAAAUUUGAUAUAUUGAACAGUUAUUUACAAAAUCUUUCGUACGAAUUUCAAUGACCUUCUUUGUUUUAUGAUUCCCCAUGAGUGUUAGGUUGCUUUUCAACAAAUGGCGGGAUGACCGCGUUAACAUGCGGUUUAAUGAAGUAUAAUACAAUUGUAUUAUCGGAAUCUGAAAACUCGAGAUUUUUUUAAACCGAGUAAUCUCUACCUAAACGAAUAAACAGGGUUUUUAGUUUUGUCGGAUUUUUAUUAAAGUUGAUCGAAUGUUUGUCAGAUAUUGACGCGCAAAAGGGUGUGAGGCUUUACAAAAUUCAAAAUAUUUUUCCUAUGGCAUCCCAGUGCGUGACGACAACCAAAAUAUUCUGUUUUGUCCAUUUAAAAAAAUAUUUUCUCGGGAACCGAUAUGGAAAUCAAAAAAGCCUCAUACCCUUUUUGACCUAUUUUGUUUUGAUGUCCACGGUGAAACUGGCAAUUCAUUCAAGAAAACAACUUCAAUUUUGUUUUAAAAGGCUCGCUUACUUCAGGAGACUUAGAAAAUAUUUUGUUUGCAUUUGUCUUUGCGAGACAAAUUCAUAACGUUUUUAUUUGAAUUUCCGCUAUGACAAGGCGUAAAAACGAAGGAAGAGGUUCAGGGCAGCUGAAUGAAUAACCACUAAUAUUGAAAUCAACACCAAAAAGAACAACUUGUAAUCUUGCGAAAUUAACCUCUGGAGACUAAAGAUCCACUCUGCAUAUGGCGGAAACUACCAAUAAUAUUACUGGCUGUCCGCGUCAUACGUUUUAAGGUAGCCCUGUAUGACUGCAUUAAGAAAGACAGUUCCAGAAUAAUUACCCUUUGGUCCUAUUAAUAUUGUUGUUUUUCCUCUUUUUCUGACGGAAAUACAGAUGAUUCUUUAAAUAGAAAUAACAAGGCUCCAUUUUCAACAGUGGAUAAAGACGUUUCCAAACAAAAUUGCGCUCGUGACUUCGGGGCUUGGUGGUUUCCUACAGAUAAUACCUGCGGUAACUCGAGCCUGAAUGGUAGAUACAAACAGAAAAACGCUCUAAAGUGGGAAAUAUGGGAAAGCCAUGAACCUGACUUA
Molecule: messenger RNA, 1748 nt
Organism: Pocillopora meandrina
Lineage: Eukaryota; Metazoa; Cnidaria; Anthozoa; Scleractinia; Pocilloporidae
Source: the annotation of a GenBank genome assembly